UUCUGGCUGGUAAGGAGAGGAGAGGAGAGGAGAGAGAGAGAGAGAGAGAGUGAGAGAUGGCUUCACCAUUGAAAACCCAUGUAGUAAUCUUCCCUUUCAUGGCACAAGGUCACACCCUUCCACUCCUAGACCUCUCAAAAGCUCUCUCACAGAGAGAUAUCAAAGUAACAAUCAUCACCACCGCAUCAAACGCCAUUUCAAUUGCCCAAUCCACAGCAGAUCACCCCCUCAUCGGCAUCGCCGAGAUCCCAUUUCCGGCCAUCCAUGGCCUCCCAAAAGGCUGCGAGAACACCACACAACUUCCCUCCAUGGAAUUUUUCUUGCCUUUUCUCCAAGCAACCAAACAGCUUCAAAAACCCUUUGAACAAGUGCUUGAAAACAUGUCACAGUCCAAUGAUCUUCCUAUUUGUGUUGUAUCAGAUUUCUUUCUGGGUUGGACUUUGCAGUCAUGUCAAGCCUUUGGGGUGCCUAGGCUUGUUUUCCAUGGAAUGGGUGUUUUGUCAAUGGCUCUUGUGAAAAGUGCUUGGGUCCAUGCUCCAAAUUUGGAAAACAUUUCAAGCUCUGAUCCUCUGUACCUGCCAGGUAUAGAUAUUCCAUUUGUUUUAACCGCUGCAGACUUGCCCGAGCGAGUGAACUCACCGCACGAUGACCCAUUUUGUCAGUUUAUCGGUGAGGUGGCUGAGGCAGAGAUGAAUAGCUGGGGUGUGAUUGUCAAUAGCUUCUUAGAAUUAGAAGGAAACCAUGUCUCAUCCCUCGAAUCAUUCUACAAAAACAAUGCCAAAGCAUGGUGUAUAGGCCCUCUGUCCCUCUACGGCGACAACACCGAGCCAUUCCAAAUCUCACUCAAUCACGAAAUGAUCAUGAAGUGGCUUUCGAUGCAUACCAUGCCUGCUUCAGUCAUCUAUGUCUCAUUCGGCACCCAAGCUGACAUCUCCGAUGCCCAACUUGACGAAAUAGCAUAUGGUUUGGAGGAGUCAGGGCAUCCAUUUUUGUGGGCAGUGAGGUCUCCAACUUGGUCUGUGCCUGUUGGGAUGGAAGAGAGAGUGAAAGGUAGGGGCUUAAUCACAAAGAAGUGGGUCGAACAGAGAAGCAUAUUAGGACACCGUGCAACGGGCGGGUUUUUGAGCCACUGCGGCUGGAAUUCAGUGCUGGAGAGUUUGUCUGCUGGUGUGCCGAUUAUGGCAUGGCCUAUGAUGCCAAUUUCAGAGCAGGGUUUGAAUGCUAGGUUUAUCGUGGAUGGGCUCGAGGCCGGGAUUGGUAUAGAGAAGAUGCAAAAUUUGGAGAGUAAGGCCGCUGGUGAUGAUAUAGUUUCGCGGCACGCGAUCUGCAAGGGAGUGAAGGAGUUGAGGAAGCAAAGGGAAGGUGCUAGGGAAAGAGCACAGGGUUUGGAGAAGUGGCUAUGAAGGCAGUACAAGAAGAUGGUUCAUCUUAUCAUGUUUUAGGGAAGCUUAUUGACCAACUAUGUGCAUGUCGACUCAAGUAGUUGUAUUAUUGUUACCCCCAAUCUCCUCUUCUAAGCUUUAUGAGAAAGAAUAAUUUCAUGGAUAUAGAAACCGAUCAAAGAAUAUAUUUAGACCGAUAAAAUUUUAUAGAAGAUAAAUUGAUAUAAGAUCUAUCUAUUCAUGUGUAUUAAUUAUUCAAUUUUAUGAUUGAUUUUUGUAUUUGUGACAAAACUAUUACAAAAAUGUUAUGUAUUACUUGUGUUGU
Molecule: messenger RNA, 1707 nt
Organism: Camellia sinensis
Lineage: Eukaryota; Viridiplantae; Streptophyta; Magnoliopsida; Ericales; Theaceae
Product: putative UDP-glucosyl transferase 73B6
Molecular function (GO): UDP-glucosyltransferase activity
Source: RefSeq, a predicted model, not a curated record